Molecule: messenger RNA, 822 nt
Organism: Penicillium nucicola
Lineage: Eukaryota; Fungi; Ascomycota; Eurotiomycetes; Eurotiales; Aspergillaceae
Product: nucleotide diphosphatase
Exons: 1
Coding region: 1-822 (273 amino acids)
Molecular function (GO): nucleoside triphosphate diphosphatase activity
Source: RefSeq, a predicted model, not a curated record
AUGCCAGACUCAAAAGAAGCCCUCCUCUCCGACGUGGACAUGAACGACCAAACCCAAGACCCGCCCCCAGCUUACGACCAACCCAAACCAAACCGACUCCCCCGCCCACCACCAUUAAACCUCCCAGUCCUCAACAACCUCCGCAACAGACGCGUAAUCCUAGCAUCUCAAUCACCCCGCCGCCGACAAAUCAUCUCCUUCCUAGGCCUCCCAAACCUAGAAAUCAUCCCCUCAAAUGCAGACGAAGACCUACCCAAAAGCCUCGGACCAUUCGAAUACGUCCUAGCAACCGCAACCAAAAAAGCACAAGCGGUCUACGCCCAGGAGAUCAACAAUGAGGCAGCCGGUGAACCAGCCCUCAUCAUCGCAGCCGACACAGUAGUCGUCGAUCCAUCCACAGGCUCCAUCCUCGAAAAACCCCGCUCAGAAGCCCACCACAUGACAAUGCUCCGCUCCCUCCGCGACGUGCGCAAUCACAAAGUCUUCACGGCUCUCGUGGCUAUGGCACCACUUGCUUCGGCGCGAGAUCCGGGCUACGCGCUUGAGAGCACGGUUGAAGAAACGGCUGUGCGCUUCGAUGGGGACGUCACGGAUGAGUUACUUAUGGCUUAUGUGCGCACCCGGGAGGGUGCGGACAAGGCUGGUGGGUAUGGCUUGCAGGGUCUAGGCAGUAUUCUUGUUGAGAAGGUUGAUGGGAGUUAUGAUAAUGUUAUUGGGAUGCCGCUUAAGGCUACGCUUAAGCUUAUUGAGACUGUUAUGGCUAGGGCAGAUGAUGAGGAGGGGAUUCCUGGGGAUGGGGAGGAUAGUGAUGAGUUGGAGUGA